This is a messenger RNA of Raphanus sativus (radish), 1727 nucleotides long. RefSeq names its product putative AC transposase. The record is from RefSeq and is a predicted model, not a curated record. Gene Ontology annotation, molecular function: DNA binding. NCBI's taxonomy places the organism in Eukaryota, Viridiplantae, Streptophyta, Magnoliopsida, Brassicales, Brassicaceae. Bases 726 to 1565 code for a protein of 279 amino acids. The transcript has 4 exons.
UGGGCAAAUAACCCGAGAACCGAACAACCGAAUGGAAACCGAUCCGAUAAAACCGGUUUGGUUCGGUCUCGGUUCUUCUAAAUUAAUCAUACGGUUUAUGUUUUGGUGGUGGGAUGGUUGUCGGUUCGGUUCGGGUGAAAACCGAACACCAUUUGAUUGGAACCGACACCGAAGAUCAUCGAGCAGACAUAACACAAUCCCUAAUCCCCUUUUGUUUCCCUCUUUCGAUUUCAUCGCGAUUUGCCAAGAUCCUCUCCAAAAAAUCACAACCCAACCUUUCCCAAAUCUCAACUUCCGUAUAUCCUUUCCAUAACCCGAAAAUACAAAAUCUUCGAUGAAACCCUUAAUCCAUCUCUUAUAUAAACAUAUGUGUAUCGUUAGGUUUCACAAUCCAUUCCACCUCUUUAAGCCGAAAGUAAUCAAUCCGAGGUGCUUAGUUUUCUUAGCUUUUCAAUUGUAGAAUCGGGUUUUAAACUUUUGCUUUUUAGUCUUAAUCUUAUAGUGUUUCAAUUUUGAUUUUAGACACGCAUGUUCUUAGUUUUCUUUGAGUAUCAAUAAGUUAUUUUCUUAUUGUAGUUUGUGUAAUGAGUAUUAACUAUUAAGCUCUGUGAUGUUAGUUCUUUGAGCUUAGUUCUUCUACUGUUUCUUUCUUCUAGUUGUUGCUUGUUUUCUUUUUUCUUCAAUCGCGUCUGUCAAGCUAAUAACAAUUCUUCUUUUUCUUGCAGAUGGCAUCCUCAUCAUUCAAUAACCAACAAACUGAUGUUGCAAUGGAAUGUGAAGACCAAGAGUACCAAGAGACAAGUGCUUAUCCAAAUGUAACAUCGGGAGAAGCCUCUCAGGCGAACAAAGGGAAGAAGCUGGUUGUGCCAAGGUCGCAAGUGUGGGAGCAUUUCACCAGAACCAAAGAGACCCGAGACAAGUGUACUUGUCACCACUGCCACAAGAUAUUUUCUUGUGCAUCGAAGUCGGGAACUUCUAACCUGAAGCAGCAUCUGAACAUCUGCAAAGAACACCAAUCAUGGUUGUCUGGUCAGACAAAGAAUCAACAAAAGAUUGGUAAAGAAGGAAAUCUGAAGCUAUCUAGAGUUUCAGAGACGGUUUUCAAAGAAGCGUGUAAUGAAUUGGUGGUAUUGGCAGAGUUGCCACUUGCAUUCAUUGAAAGUAAAGCUUUCAAACACUUCUGUGAUAAGGUUAACCUCUAUCAACCUCACUCAAGAAGGACUGCGACCAGGAACAUUGUCGAGAUGUUUGUCAAGAAGAAAGCUGCAUUGAAGAACUUACUCCAAACAAGCAAACAAAGGGUUUCCCUUACCACUGAUAUUUGGACUGCUCAAGUGACAGGUGCAAGCUACAUGGUUAUCACAGCACAUUUCAUUGACCAAUCGUGGCAGCUCAACAAGUUGAUCAUUGGCUUCAAGUAUGUGGUCGAUCACAAAGGUCAGACCAUUGCUAAUGUUCUUUUAGCCUGUUUAGAAGACUGGGGAAUUGAGAAGUUGUUCUGCAUCACGAGUUCGAGGCUCACAACCUUGGUGACUGAAGUCUGGGUUUUGAAGUUUGAUGCUUGAAGAUUGAAGUUUCAAGUGUUAACGUUUUAUUUUUCUUCUUUUCAUUGAAUAAUGUUGGCUUUUGUUUGGUUUUGGAUCAUGAAUCUUGUUUGGUUUUCAUUUCAUUGAAUAAUAUUGGCUUUUGUUUGGUUUUGAAUUCAAUAAAGUUAUAUGUUUGGUUUU